Tuber aestivum (summer truffle) is the source of this 2806-nucleotide messenger RNA. NCBI's taxonomy places the organism in Eukaryota, Fungi, Ascomycota, Pezizomycetes, Pezizales, Tuberaceae. The record is from the annotation of a GenBank genome assembly.
GGGCUCCUCUGGAGGUUUCCACUUGCUCUGAUGCACUACCCCACUUACUGGUGCCCGUCCCUCUCCCUUUUCCUCUACUAGUUACCGGGAUUGGCCCGAAGCGCAUACCGUACACCAUCUACUACUAACAUUACUUCCAUUAACUACCCUACGCCCCCAAAUCUACCAUUGCCAUACAUCGACAGAGACCCGGAAUGGGGGGCGUGAUACAGUUUCUACGGAGGUCUAAGCAGGAAAUCCGGCGGAGCGUCAAUUACUACACUUCGAGAGAAAUCAUCAUACCCUGUCGGCGUUGUGAGCGAUGCGUCCCCAUAAAGGUUAUCGGAUUGUUGCUUGAACCGGACAAAGCGACCGAAUUUAAAUGCAGGCAUUGCAGCCAGGUGGUUGGCUUCACCGUGAGACGUCCGCCAACGCAAACAUCUUCACUGCCGCAGAACGAUGACCCAGCGGCUCCAUUUGAAUCGGGUUCAAGCGUACGGGCCAUAUACAAUGACCCCGUUUCUAUCGGUAGUGUAUGGCAUCCCGUUUUGUUGGUAGCCCCGGAUUGUAUACGCUACUGACCCGUCACAGCAAAUAUAUAUCGCGGAGACUGGCCACGCGGCCAACAGGGACUCGGAGUCCAACAGCGAAGUAAGGGAUGAGCCAGAAAACCUAUCCCCCUCCCGAAACCCUACACCUUCCAGCCCGAAAGGCAAGCAAAAGGCCCCGGCAAGAAAGGCAAGCGUGUCCCUCUCUGAGCGUCGAUCAACAUUCCGUAGCACGUCCAGUAGAGAGCUUCCCGAUCGAAGCUCAAGCGAAUACUUUGGUGAGGAUGGCUCCAUGGACGGGAACCCGCGGAGUCGUCGAAGCUCCGUGAGUUUGCCGAGGCGGCCCUCACCCACCCUCCGCCUCCACGACACCAUGGGCUUUGAUAGUAUGGCCGAUAAGCCAAUCCGGCGGAACUCUUGGAACUCUUCAAAGCAUUCCAUCGCUGGGCCCAGUCACCGCUCGUAUUCCCCGCCCCCGCCAAUUCCUCCCAUACCCGGGUCAACAACUCCCACUUCCGGUACUAUUUCAAGGCGGAGUACCUUGAAUCGGAGGUCAGAGGACUACAUAAUGGAUCCUUCAGCGAGUCUAAGACUUAGCACCGAAUCUAACAGCAGUCAAGACUGGCAGAAUCUACAAACACACCGCUCGUCGCCGGAUCCCGAGUUCGACCAAAGACGUGAGCUUCCCGUUGCAGUUGAUCGAAAUGUGUCCGGGAAACGACGUUCAGGGUCUCAACGAAGUCUUCACAGAGCCGCUGUCAAUAGGAGACAAAGCAUUCGUCUUGUGAGUCAAACGUAGCCCUCAACCAUGCUCCAAAGCUAACUCUACAGGAAAACGAGGACGAAUAUGAAGCCAUUUCUUCCGGCAUCAAGAGACGUGGCAGCAUAAGCUCCGAUUUCGAAGUCGAACCAUCCGACGAACAAGUCCGGCAUGCAACGCAGAUUUGGAGCGCGCCCAGAAAAUACGAAAAUGCGGAUGUCCAGUGGGCCCGUGAUAUCCUCAGAAGACACAAGAGUUGGAGAACCAUGAACAGCAAAUACCCUAACCCCCUCCAAACAAAUAGGGGGAAUGCUGAACAAUCUCAAAUACGACCGGACACCGACGAAGGAUUUGGUUCCAGCACAAACCAUCAUCCUCAGCAGCCGCAUCCAUUGACCAUACCGGUGUUUUCAGGUUCUACCCCAGGGUUUACAGGAACCAAUAUUCCUACCCCUGUGGAAGAGGAGCCGGAUUCUGUCGGGUUCAGGUAUGAAACAGCUGCCAACAGAUCUUCACAGGAGCCCAGAGAGCGGCCUGGAGAUGAUCCAGGGCCUUCGGAGUUCUCAUUCGCCGGCACUCCCCAUGCCGAUAACAUCCAAGCGGGACCUAAUAAUUUCGGGAGUUUGGCUCCUCCUGAUGACGGCGAUGCACCUAAUCAAGAAGCUAUCCCGUCGGAAGUGCCUAGACCCCAGCUAAACCCUCGCUACGCAGCCCGAAGGUUGAGGCGACGCUGCAGAAAGGCGCUGAAGGCCAUUGCGCGCAAAAUAUCUUCGUUCCGCCGGAUUCCAAACCGCUCAGCGGCCCAGACGCCCACGGCUGCAGCAACCGCCACUAGCUAUCCUCAGCAUGGUUCCAGUAUGGGCCCAAGGAAUCCGGUGGUUCCGGCAGUUCCGGAGAACUCGAGGCCCACAUCCAGCAACCAAGACUUGGAGAUGCACGAAGCGCCGUCUGAUGGUGCUGUUGAAGCAGAAGCCAGCACGCAGUUCUACUCAGGCGAAAUCACUCAGGAUCCUUCUGAGGAAGAGGUUAGCCAAGUUGCUAGCGAUAUAGCCCUUACCAUCAACGGCAUGGUCGCCCCGUUAAUACAAAUGGAAUUUGAAGCAACACCUCUACAGCUAGGGUUCGCUGCCCGGCAAGUAUCAAUGUAAAGCAUAAGCUAUGUUCUAUGUUUCUCCUUUGUCCUUUGUCCCUUUCUUUCCCUUUUCGUUCCUGCUAUUCGAUCACGGAGGGUCUUUUCUUUUACAUCUCAUGUUACACGACAGAUAUUUAAGAUUUAGGCUCCAUGUUUUACAAAGAGAGGGAACGUACGGGCAUCCUCGCCUUUGACCUGUUUGCGCUGUUACUUGGCGGUUGUUGGUAGGAUUAAUGUUUGGUGUCAAAAGGGAUUUUCCUUAUCAUACAUAUCUUAGGGAUAGUUAUAUAACCUGUCUAAUCCUGCUGGUGUACGCAUUGGAAAUGUAUAAGUAUUCCAUGCACUUAACUUGUAAUCUUAAUAAAAAGAACAAGAUGUUUCAUUGGG